UCCAAAUUUGAAAUAUUCUAAAUAAGUACAUCAAUUCAGCCAGUUCGAUAUUUUUUUUAAAUUCGUACUUCUUUUAAUGCCUAAGAGUACGCAAAGUUUACUUUUUUAUAAUAAUAUUUACUAUAAAAACUUUUUUUAACAUCAAUACGUUUCUGUCGUUAAGCACGGGCGGUAUCUAAGACGGUUACUACCUUUUUUUGCAGCUAAGCAAUUACAUUAUACAGUCACUGCCAAAGAGUUUGAUAAUGAACGAAAUCGACUUGAUAAAAGAGGUCGAGAAACGACCUAUAUUGUAUGAUAAGUCCGUGAGUGGAUUUAAUAAAACAAAACUUAGAGAUGAUGCGUGGAAGGAAGUAAAAGACGCACUCAACGUAUCAGAGGCGGAAUGCAAGAAACGCUGGCGUUCCCUACGAGACUCUUUCAUAAAACUGCGACGAACCCACGGAGGGCGCACCAGAUGGCCUUACCACCAGGUUAUGCGGUUCCUGUUACCCCAUAUAGAACCCAAGGAGUCUAGCUCUUACAAGAAAGACGAGGACUCCGACGCUGAAGAGGAAAUGCGGCAACGCGCCAUACAGAGCCUGCCGGACCUCUCGUUCCACGACAAGUUUGAAGAUGACGAAGAUUCCCCACCGUCUCCUAAAAAGGCUCGCCUCAACUCCACCGACGAAGAGAACCCGUGCCAAUGCAAUAGGACAGACCCUGACGAGUUGUUCCUACUCAGUUGUGCACCCAUACUGAAGAGGCUGAAUGCUAAACAGAAUGCUGGAGCUAGGUUGAAGAUACAACAGGUUUUGUACGAGGCGGAGUUCGGUUGUCAGAUGGAAUUGCCGUAUGUGACACCAGCCAGUGAGUGUGGGUUUGACAAUAUCGAAGGUUCUGUUGAGUAA
Achroia grisella is the source of this 890-nucleotide messenger RNA. RefSeq lists its product as uncharacterized. Gene Ontology annotation, cellular component: nucleus; transcription regulator complex. The transcript is spliced from 3 exons. Gene Ontology annotation, biological process: regulation of transcription by RNA polymerase II. Bases 246 to 890 code for a protein of 214 amino acids. Gene Ontology annotation, molecular function: DNA binding. NCBI's taxonomy places the organism in Eukaryota, Metazoa, Arthropoda, Insecta, Lepidoptera, Pyralidae. The record is from RefSeq and is a predicted model, not a curated record.